Messenger RNA from Chara braunii, 2055 nucleotides. Lineage: Eukaryota; Viridiplantae; Streptophyta; Charophyceae; Charales; Characeae. The record is from the annotation of a GenBank genome assembly.
UCGCCUACUCUACUCUUUCCCAGGGCUCUCCUUGUUUUGCAUCCUUGGCAGUUGAAAAAAUGCACAGCCAAAGUGUCACACACGUUGCGGGUGGAUGCAUACAGAGGGAGCUACCAUUCUCGACAAGCAACACGGUGGCGGGGUCAUGGGUGUUUGCUGCGCUGAAGGGUCUCCCGGGGUGCCCCUCCGCCGCUCCACAGCCUCCUCUAUGCCAUAUGUCCUUGCCCUCCUCUUCCUCAAGUCGCUCCUCGUUGGCGAAAUGUCAAUCUUCUCCUUGCUCAAUUGCUAGUCAGCAUAAACUAGAAUCACUCCUGCGGUCCGACCGAUGCACUGCAAGUGCGUUCACCCACCAGCUGUCCCGAGAUGUGGCCACCCCUGGGAAACGAAUGGGAACGUCCGUGCUUGGUCCCAUCGCAAUGGCUGACAGUUCUCGUGAAAAUUGUCAGUGCUUCAGGUCCUCCCGUGCGCGCGGAUCGGCGGUCUGCGCUUCACACUCGCAGAAGGAGAGUGUCAGCCCGAGCAUGGACGCUGCUGCGGAGAAUGGCGCCGAUGGUGCGGUGGCAUCCGAACGCAGAAAACUGGAUCGCGUAAGAGUGAUCGACUUUUUGACACUGCUCGAAAAUCUGAAGAAAAUGAAGAGGACCGGUUGGGUCCGCUUUGGGGUGGUAGGUGCCGAGUCGAUUGCCGAUCACAUGUACCGCAUGUCGAUCAUGUCGCUUCUUCUCGGAGACGAAGCGGGGCUGGACAGAGACCGAUGCAUCAAGCUGGCCAUUGUUCACGACAUCGCAGAAGCGAUCGUCGGUGACAUUACGCCUGCGUGCGGGAUCACCAAGGAGGACAAGAGUAGGAUGGAGAAGGAAGCGAUGGACAAACUGUGCGGCGUUCUUGGAGGCGGCCCGGUCGCGGAGGAGUUUCUGGAGCUUUGGCUCGAGUACGAGCACAUGAAAACGGACGAGGCGAAGCUCAUCAAGGACUUCGACAAAUUGGAGAUGAUCCUCCAGGCCUUGGAGUACGAGAAGGCACAAGACAUGGUGCUCGCCGAGUUCUUUGAGUCCACGAUGGGAAAGUUUCAAACGGACGUCGGAAAAAAUCUUGCGCUGGAAAUAAUGGAGAGGAGAACAAAACAUCAAACAAAACAUCAACAGGGAAAAGGCUCUCAGCUGGGGUCCGCAUCGAGAUCCACAUCUGAGGUGGAUGGCUCUCCGUCUUCCGGCAACGGUAUUUAACGGCGCCGCCCUCGACAAGUUUUCCUGUCUUAGUGUGUGUUUCUUCAUGUGCAGUAUAGGAACCCCCUCCCCUUUCAGCGGUACUCGCGAUGUCCUCUUUCUCCCCCGUCUCCGUACCAUCCUGGCCAAAUUCAUGGCAGACUCGCUCGGCGCAUUAUUAGCUUAAUUCUUUGAUGCCCUUUUCCUGGUCGCUUUAUUUUUGUCUCCCCCUUCCCCCCCCUCCCCCCCCCAAAAGCAAAAAUCAGUUACAUAGGGGUUCGAUUCUGCACAAACUCGGGUCCAUUUCCCUCCCGGAUGUCGAUCAGUUGGGUCACCUUGGUCGCAAUUUGCAGAGCCUAGCAGUAGGUCGCCUUCAGCGUUCGACGCUGAUUGGACUGCGUUAUCUGGCUGCGAGGGGGAGACAAAAAUAAAUGCAGUGUAUGUAACAUAAGAAGGAAGACAACUGUUUACUUGCUAUAUGUGGCUAUAGCUCCAGUGCAACAGAAGAGACCUGGGCAGUUCUAGUUCUGGCAUCAGCAAAGUGUCAGGAGUUUGUUGAUCGCAUUGGCGUCAAGCUCUGGCUGCGUUGGCGUCCUCGUCCAUUCGUUGAUUGGCGCUUUGCUCAGCCACUUCAGGACCAGUGGACAAGGUAAGGGUCUCUGGUUGCUGUUCACUGAACUCAGGGGCUAUGGGAUGAGGCUGUCCUCAGUAAACUCAGGUUAGAGUGCGCUGACUACUCACUCAGCUCACGGUGUACGGGGUGAGGCUGUCCUCGUUUAACUCAGGGAAUUUGGGGCCUUGUCCAGAUGAGGCGUAUGCACAGUGAACUCAGUAAAUUCAGUAAACUCAG